Molecule: messenger RNA, 5340 nt
Organism: Daucus carota subsp. sativus
Lineage: Eukaryota; Viridiplantae; Streptophyta; Magnoliopsida; Apiales; Apiaceae
Product: pentatricopeptide repeat-containing protein At4g19220, mitochondrial
Exons: 1
Coding region: 457-3306 (949 amino acids)
Biological process (GO): RNA modification
Cellular component (GO): intracellular membrane-bounded organelle
Molecular function (GO): protein binding; RNA binding
Source: RefSeq, a predicted model, not a curated record
AACACAGUUAAAAAAAUGAAAAGCUUCAAACAGAAUUUAUCUGUUUUUUCUCGAAAAUACGUGAUAGACUUUUUUGAAUUUUCUUCCCGAAUUAUAUUUUUGUACGAGUAUACACUGCUGAAAGCUGAAAGCGGAAAAAAAAAGAGAAAUAGAAAAACAAGUUGUCAUGAAAAUUGAGAUGAUGAUAUAUAUGUGACGUUUGAAUCCUGAUUGAUUAGCCCGGCUAAUGAAAAUUGGAACCUGAAAUUUAUGUGUUCGACGUUUUGAUUAGCAAUUUUAUGACAUGAAAUAAGAAUAUCAAUCCCACUUGGAGGGUAAAUCAUUACACUCCUUUGAAAACACAUUCUCAUACUCCUUAUUUUCAUAUCCUUCAAUGUAAUUUCCCAUUCUCAUUCCUACUCACUGUACAAACGCCCUUAAAUAUGUAGGAAAUAGAGUGAUGGUAUCGAAUUUCAUAUGCAAAUGGUUCAAUUUCGAGAGAAAUUACUGAAAAUUAAUAAUUCACUUUUUUAUACCAUUAGGAACAAAAAUUUUAAACACAACCAUACCUUUCAAUAUCAUUCAUUAAUCAACUGGAGAAGGCAGAAGCAUGCAUAUUCAUUACUACCCAUCAGACCCACUUUGUCCUUAGCAAAUGUGUGUUGUGUUUCUUUGCAUUCAUUUGCUUGCAUAUCAAAUGCCCACCAUGUGUUUGAUCAAAUGCCUGACAGAAGAAAAAAUUUUGAAAUUAGAAAUUAUUAUGACGUUCUUGAUUUCAUUAAGUUUUCGACUACGAAGCUCGACGCUGUAGCUGCAUUGGUAGCUCAUUGUUUAGCAGUGAAGGCUGGUGUUCUUGCUCAUUUACCUAGUGCAACUUCUCUGCUAGUUAAGUAUUCAAGAGGUGGGUGUGUUGGGUAUUCGAUGACCCUUUUCGAUGAAAUUAUGGACAAGGAUGUGGUUGUUUGGAAUGCAAUGCUUACAGGUGCUAUUGAGAAUCAUUGUUAUGUCGAUUCGAUGAAGUUGUUUGUGCAGAUGAUUGAGAAUAAUGAGUUUGAUUCUGCAACCCUUGUGAUUGUUGUUUCGGUGUUAUGUAGAAGUAAUAAGUUAAGUCAGGGUCAAGAAGUUCAUGGUUUGAGUGUCAAGGCAGGGAUCAUGUUGGAUACUUAUUAUUGUAAUGCUCUUAUUAACAUGUAUGCAAAAUGUGGUGACUUGAGAUCUUCUGAAUCUCUGUUUGCGAAUUUGGAAUGCAGAGACUUUGUUUCUUGGAAUUCGGUGAUUAGUGGUUGUCUUUAUAACGAUGAACCUGUGAAGUCUCUGUUGUAUUUCAAGAAGAUGUCUUGUAGUGGUGUACUCGCGGAUAAUGUGAGUCUUUCAAGUGCAGUUGCAGCGUGUACUCGUUUGGAAGAAUGGGAUGCUGGGCUGGUUUUUCACGGACUAGGAGCCAAAUUGGGGUUUGAUGGAACUGCACACAUCUCUGUUUCCAAUUCCCUUAUUCCAUUUUACUCAGGGUGCAGAGAUAUUAAUGCUGCAUGCAAUUUGUUCAGAAGAUUGAUUUGUAAGGAUGUGGUUACAUGGAAUGCAAUGAUCGACGGGUUUGCUUCAAAUGGACUAAUUCUUGAGGCGUUUGAUUGUCUCUCUGAAAUGCAGGUAACCAGACAUGUUUGUCCUGAUACAGUGACUAUACUUACUAUACUUCCCCUUUGUGCAGAGCUAAAUUUGUCGAAAGAAGGAAAAGCAAUUCAUGGAUUUACUUUAAAGAGAGCACUUGAAUUCGACUUGUCCAUUAUGAACAGCUUAAUAGAUAUGUACAUGAAAUGCAACAGAGUGAAGGAAGCUGAACAAGUUUUUCGAGCUAUGCCAGAAACAGAUCUGGUCACAUGGAAUACAGUGAUAUCCGGGUAUUCCCAAAGUGGGUGUUCUGGAGAAGCCCAGGCUUUAUUUAAAGAUCUGCUGCAUUGGUGUUCUAGGUGCAGCUUGUCUACUAUGUUGGGAGUAGCUCCGUCAUGCAAUUCACCUGCAUCACUCAAUUUCGGUAGGUUGCUCCAUGGCUGGCUGAUAAAACUGGGCUUCAUAAACCAUAUGCUUGUGGUUAGUUCCCUCAUGUUCAUGUAUAUAAACUGUGGAGACUUGAUUACGUGCUUUUCCUUGGUGUGGCGAUAUUAUGCUAUUAUGGAUACAGCUUGCUGGAAUGCUGUCAUUGUGGGUUGCGCACAGAAUGGCUAUUACUCAGAUUCUUUGAGAACUUUUAACCUAAUGAGGAGCGAAACCCGAGUUUCUCAUGAUUCCAUCACCUUGGUAAGCCUAAUAUCAGCCUGCGGGAAUCUUGAGUUGUUGCUCGAGGGACAACGGUCUCAUGGGCUCGCUAUGAAAACUUUGGUAGAUACAGAUAUUCGUGUUCAAAAUGCACUAAUUACUAUGUAUGGCAAAUUGGGUGAGAUCCGCAGUGCAUACUCAGUAUUCAACUUUUGCAACCAUCGAAACUUAUGUUCAUGGAACUGCAUGAUCUCCGCUUUAUCUCAGAAUAACAAUGCUAACGAAGCACUAGCAUUGUUCCGUUCUCUUGAUAUUGAACCUGACGAGAUCACCAUUGCCAGCAUUCUCUCUGUUUGUACCCAACUCGGACUCACAGGGUUUGGUAAACAGAUUCAUGGAUAUGCUUUAAGGUUUCAGUUCCACACGAAUUCUUUUGUAGUAGCUGCUCUUGUGGAUUCAUACAGUAAUAGUGGUAGGCUUGAACGAGCUGCAACAGUUUUCCAACAUUCAUCGGAGAAGUCGGUUGCAGCAUGGAAUUCUAUGAUGUCGGCGUAUGGAUUCCAUAGUAAAGGUCAAGAAGCAAUCAACCUUUUCGAGGAAAUGAACCUGUCAGGAACUAGACCGAACAAAAGCACGUUUAUAAGCCUCUUAUCAGCUUGCAGUCAUGUCGGGCUCGUUGAUGAAGGUAUACACUAUUAUGACUGUAUGGCACUCAAGUAUGGAGUACAACCUGUGAUUGAACAUCAUGUAUGCUUGGUUGAUCUUCUUGGUAAAUCCGGGAAGCUAAGCGAUGCGUAUGAAUUCAUAAAACACUUAAAAUGUGAACGUGAACCAGGCUUGUGGGGGGCUCUAUUAAGUGCUUGCAACUAUCAUGGAGAUGUCGAGAUGGGAAGAAAGGUUGCAGAUAUUUUAUUCGACUUGGAUCCUGAGAACGCUGGAUAUUACAUUUCACUGUCAAAUAUGUAUGUAGCUGCUGGAAGAUGGAGCGAUGCUGUUGAUUUUAGAAGCCUGGUUCAUGAUAAGAGGUUAAAGAAGCCAGCAGGUUACAGUCUUGUCGAUGUUGCUUUCGGGUGAAGGAAUGUUAUUUUAAAUCAUAUAAAGUACUAUCCAAGAGCAGAUUAGAAACAAAUAACAAUACAUAACAUCUUCAGCAAGCCUCCCACCAGCAAAAGGACCAGGAGAGGGGACUGUAUCUUCCACAAUAUGCCGCUGCAAGUCAGCCAUAAUUUUCUGCUCUCUGCAGCCAUAGUUUUCUGCUCACACGCCGCCUUCUACUUGUUAAGCAUAUUUUAUUUACUUGGCUUGAAGCCAAGAUGAAGCAUAUUUUCUUUACUUGUACUGUUGUACAUAAUAUUACCAAUAUCAACUUGUCUUCACGCAAUAUUUUGAGUCCUUCGUUAUACUUGGAGAAGUAUACUAGCUGCACAAGAUGUAGUAAGAAGAGGGUGCAGGAAGCGAAUUGGCGAUGGUAAACAGACUGAAAUAUGGAAGGUCCCUUGGCUUCCAUGUAAAGAGAUUGGUCUCGUGACUACAGAGAUGCCCAUGCAAAUGGAAGGAGUAAGGUUUGUAGUUUCAUGCAGGCAAACCAGAAAAAAUGGGAUGAGGAUGUGCUUAUGGACAUUGUAAUGAAAGAGAUAGAAAUUGUAUCAGAAAAAUUCCACCAUCAAUAAGAGAAGGAAGUGACUCAUGGUUGGCUUCUACAUGAUAAGGGGUGCGUUACGGUUAGGAGUUGUUAUAGAAUUUUGCAAGGGGAGGUGGAGGCGCCAUAUGCGUCGUUUUGGGCGAAACUUUGGGGUUUGAAGUUCAGGGUAAAGUUACUCAGUAUGUAUGUCGCGUGUGUUCUUGGUGCUUGCCUACUACAGCAAGGCUUACUACAAAAUGAGUGCAAGUUGACACGAUUUGCCAAUGGUGUAGACGGUAUCACGAAACAGAUAAUCAUGUGUUAGUCGAAUGUGAAAUGGCAAAUGCAACGUGGAUGGAAGUUGGUCCUCAGGCGUGCAUUAGUACACUGCCAGGUGAUAAUGUGUUUGAUGUUAUAUGUCGAUGUUUUAACAGCUGCACCAGAUAACAACAUACCUUGAUAGUUUUGAUGUGUUGGAGUAUUUGGACCAGAAGAAACAAGUGGGAGGGAAAAAAUUAAUAUGUCAGAGUUUGGCAUCAAAGCAGCUGCCCUGAACCUGCUUGCAGACUGGAAGAAGGCACAGGAACAACAGUUAACACCUGGUACAAGGUCGAGAACACUGGGUGCAGUAUGUAAAUGGGAGAAGCCUCAGACUUCUUGGGUGAAAAUGAAUUUAGAUGCUGCAUUUUUUGAAGAGAUUGAUUGUAUUGGUUUGGGCAGUGUGGUUCGAGGUGCAGACGGACAAUUUAUCAUGGCUAUGCAUAGGAGACAACAAGGGCUGAUGGCACCAAGAGAGGCUGAGGCAUUAUGCUUGAAAGAAGCACUGAUCUGGCUUAAGGACAAGAGUUUCAGCAAGUGUAAUUUCGAAACUGAUUCACAAUUUCUCGCUUGAGCUUGCAAAGGAGCUGGUGGAAGGUCAUAUUUUGAUACAGUUAUUGGAGAUUGUAUUGAUUUAUAUAAUAACUUUGAUAAAGUGUCAUUAUGUUUUACACAUAGGUCUGCAAAUGGAGUGGCUCAUGUUUUAGCAAGGAUGGCUUAUUCUAUGUCAGGCUCUCGGGAAUGGCAUAUUAAUGCUCCCGAUUUUAUUCAUCAUGUAAUUUGUUCCGAAGCUUUAUAAGAAAUGCAAGUACGAUUAUUGUCAAAAAAGAAAAGAAGUAAAAAUCGUCAUUUCUAAGCAUAUGAGUAGUAUCCGAGAACAGUAUGGAAACAAUAAAUAGAACAGAGCAGAUAAACAAUCAUCUGCAGCUUCAGCAAGCCUCCCCUCAGCAAAAGGAUCAGGAGAGGGGACUGUAUCUUCCACAAUUCGUGAGCAUUUUCAGUUUAUGAGUUGUUGUUGUAUGGUAAAAUUGAGGAAGUUUGCAUAGCCAAAAUUUGAAGGUUUUUAAUUUGAUAAUAGUGACCUUUGGUAACUAAGCGUUCUUAAAUUUUAUUCUGGCCUGGCUUAAACACCUGCCAGAUUUACACGUUGAAAAUUCUCUUGUCUGUAA